Colletotrichum truncatum is the source of this 645-nucleotide messenger RNA. RefSeq names its product DUF985 domain protein. Gene Ontology annotation, cellular component: intracellular anatomical structure. The record is from RefSeq and is a predicted model, not a curated record. Lineage: Eukaryota; Fungi; Ascomycota; Sordariomycetes; Glomerellales; Glomerellaceae.
AUGGGUUCAAUUGCCACACCAGACGAACACAUAACCCCUUCCUCCCUUCCCCCACCCCAAGAUCCGCAGUCUGUUCAAGAAACCAUCACCGCCCUCUCCCUUCUCCAACACUUUGAAGGCGGCUACUUCGCCGAAACAGACCGCGCCGUAACUUCCAUCCCCUCCCCCUUCCCCUCGACGCCCGCGAACCCAAAAACUCUCGCCAUGAUAGGCGGCCACGACCGUCCAGGUUUCGAUCCCGGCCGCCGUGAUAUCUCCUCCAGCAUCUUCUACUACCUCGCACCGUCCUCGCCCGUGGGUCAUUUCCACCGAAACCGCUGCCGCAUCACACACUCCUUGCACAGCGGGCGCGGCCGCUACGUUCUGAUCCACGAGGACGGCAGUGUCGAGAGUUUCGUAGUGGGGAAGAACGUGGCCGCGGGCGAGAGGCUGCAGUGGGUCGUCGAAGGAGGCGAUUACAAGGCCAGCUUCCUGCUGCCGGACAAGGACGAGAGCAAGGAGGCGAGCGACGGAUUGCUAAUCACCGAGGUUGCGGUACCAGGGUUCGAGUUCUGCGAUCAUGAUUUCCUGACGAAAGAAAGACUGAGUGAGGUGGUGGGUGGGGAGAAAGCCAAGAGGCUGGAGUGGCUGGUACUCAAAGUAUGA